Molecule: messenger RNA, 2397 nt
Organism: Sycon ciliatum
Lineage: Eukaryota; Metazoa; Porifera; Calcarea; Leucosolenida; Sycettidae
Exons: 2
Coding region: 619-1695 (358 amino acids)
Source: RefSeq, a predicted model, not a curated record
GCCUUGAGAAACGAAGGAGCUAGCUAGAUCUACCAUGCAGUAGAACCGAGGCAGGGACAUGAGCGUGGCCGUCCUUUGCAUUUUGUAGUGAAACGACGUGAGUACCAAAAUAACACUUUACACGCGGCCAGAACUGUCCUGCAUUUCUUGCAACUCUGCGGCAGCGCGCAGCAGCCGGGCCAGGACCCAUCCGACAAUGCCUUUCUGCAAUUAUUUGCAGCUCAGUUAGUAGAUAGUGCCGGUGGUCGUUUACCAUAACACCCUACUAUGUAGGCUAGCUACUCCGUCUUCUUGCAGUUCAAGCAGUAGACUUGGAACAAUAAUCCGUCGCCGUCUGACGUGACCAGCUGGAAGCCUGCUUUCCCGCCUGAAGCGACCUGUCUUGCCUCUGAAACUUCCGAUAUCUCAGUCUGGAAACUAAGUUACUUCAAAGUAACGUCUGCCUGCAGAUACCAAGCAGCUGCGGCCGAGAACGUAGCAGUGCACGGAACACAGGAGGAGGCGAGACUCUUGGUUUCGAGCACUCAGAACAACGCAGGACUCGCUGGCCGGCAAAGAGCAAAAUAAACGUCGUCCGCAUAGUAUUAAACGUUAGCCAGCGUAACUUACGACGCAACCAUGACUCGAUUAAUCAUGGUGGUAGCGCUGGCGUGGAUAACAUCAUUGAUGCGUUUCACGUCUUCAGGCAUCCACGUUUACGUGGGGUUUGCGUGCUCGUUCAAUGACACAACCGUCAGCUUGUGCCAGGGCGUGGAUUCUUUGGGGCAGCCGGCCUACAAUAUCUUUGAGGCAUUCUCGUUCUACCUGGAGAGCACAACCCUGCUUGGGUUUUUGCUGGUGCUAGGUUUGUGGGAGAACUACUACUUCAGCCGGCUAGUGUUGCUACACCUUGCACGUAUGCCAAGCUUUUUUAUAUUGCUCAUGCUGAUCCUGACCUGCAUGAUUCUCGAGCCGUUCUGCACACUUGAUACCCAGCUACACGGCAUCUCCAGGGAUAUCUGGGUCCUGGGAUAUGAGCUUGAGCUGGCCAUGUAUUUCAUGUCGGCCAUGUGCGUGUUGCACGUCAGUGGCGAUGUACUGUGUGCCACCAUCAACAAUGAGCCUGCUGUAGCCAGGAGCAGAGCAGGCGCCAGAGUGUGCAGGCUAGGCUGGCAACUGUUCCUAGUGGCUAGUGCAAUACACAGCAUUCUGCUUGCUGCCUACGAUGCAAUGAAGAUAUCGAGCACGCUGAGAAGACGCCACAUUCCACACUCGGACUUCGACUCACUCUCCCUCAUCGUUUCCAUAACGACCCGCUCAUUUUUAGCCAACACAUUCUACACUAAGCUGUUUGACUGGCCACAGGGGGAGGAGAGCAAAAAGCCUGUUAACGUCAUGAGCACUAACUUCCCUAGACCGCCAGAUCGAGAAGUCGACACAGCAGUUACCGAUGGCAUCGCAGCUUCGGCAAGUGAUACUGCAGAGACAGAAAAUGAUGAUGCGACGACACAUAGUAUGAGUAUGACUGCGAGUGGAAAGUUUACAAGGUCCGGGCCUGCUGCGGUGACGACGGUGGAGGAUGACCUUAGAAGGAGCGGCCCGUCCGCCUCUCGAAGACUAACUGCAUCGAGUGGACAGUAUCGUACCUUUGGCCAACACACACCAAGUAAGAAAUCCAGGGCAGGACAAGAAGAAGAAAAGCAAACGCUCCUUUAGUUGGAUAACUAGGUCAUGUAUUUCCGCCGUCCAAUUCGUGUACGUUUGCUGUUGGGCACGAGGAAUGGAAAACGCUUGGCUAUCCAUUGUGCGUACAGUGAGGUUUGUUUUCUGUGUGAGGUUGAUCCUGGAUGCUGGUAAUGGACAUGUAAUUCUCUGGUAGGCUGAGUACACACCCAUUGGCCCACAUUUAUUGGCACAGCGUUGUAUAUGUAUGUGCUACCAAUCAAAAUCAUUCUAUUUCAACGGCUUUCGUUUUAGGCAUAUGCGGUGCAUUUCGACCUCGGAGAACAUGAAAGCCCUUUGUAAUUCUACUUGUACACAUCUAGGUAUGAUUGUCCCGCGUUAUUCCUCAUCUCAUGGCAUUCUGCAGCUCAGGUGCGUGCCGGCAUUCCUGUGCCUGUGGUCACUACCGUUAUAAACUAUUUUCCAUUCUAUUGUUUCUGCAGUGUGGUUACUAGCUAAUACGAUACUCCGAAGAACACAAUCCCUUUUUUCUUCUCUUUUUACAAUCAUUCGGAUGUUGUGUUUUCUAUACCUAGUCCUACAGAACUAAAAUUAAUACACACACACAAUACUGUCAUGUUCUUGAACAAUCCUGACUAUCACUACCAUCAUCUCUGUCAUCCAUGGAUGGGGAUUCCAUAAUUUGUAUUGCAUGUAUGUGGCUGUUAGUACAUUUAUUUCUGAGCCUGAAUAAAA